GAUUUCAACGGGUCUCCUCUAAGUAUGGAUGUCACAGUUGGAUACAGUAAUGAUUCUGAGUCCCGGUUGCUGGGAACCGCAAGUGAGGAGAGUCGCUCUUGUGUUCGAAUCCUGCUUGAGGGUUUACCUCAGGCAUCUGGUGGGCCACUGUGAGAAUAGAAUGCUGGGCCUGAUGGGCAACUGGCCUGAUCCAGCAACCAGGGGCGUCUUAUGUUUUUAUAGGGACCUGCGAAUGCCUGCUCACUGUAGAGAACUGGCAGCUUCAUGGUUCCUCCUCCUCUGCCUUCUGUGAGGGGGCAUGUGUCUUGAUCUUCAAACAGGAUUUGGACCAGAAGGAUCUUCAAAGAGAGCGUCCUCCCUAUGGAGUCCGCAGUGAAAUCGGCGUUUGGAGUGCCGGCCAGACAGCUGCUGUGCUGUGUCUCGGCCGACUUCCCCAGGGAGAAGGGCAUCAGCUCCCAAAGGGGCCACAGCAAGAACCGGGCACAGCCUCCGGCUCUGAAGAAGCCGAUCAGCGAAAAGCACAAGAGCAAACGGGACGCAGCCUUUGCUCAACAGAAGGCUGAGCGGGCCACCAUGAGGGCCCACCUCCGGCAGAAAUACCAGCUGCCCAAGAACCGGACAGAUAAGAAGCAGCUGGAAGCGGUUGGGAACAAGACGAAACUCCCCCAGGACCUCCUGGCUAUUGUGAAGCCCAAAGCUACCACAGAUCCCAGCUCCAUCUUCUCCAGCUUGGGUGGUCUGGAUUUCAGCACCUUGCGGGUGACGGCAGCGAGCGCCGUGCAGUCCCUGCAGCGCCCGGUGCAGUGCCCCAUCAUGUGAGUGAGCCCCCCUUCCAAGGACCCUCACUCCAGCAGACACAGGAGUUAUUAUUCACCGGGAUGCGCAACUGCGGAUUGCUGGACCUCAAAGCCCCUCCGCGGUCUUGACGUGGGCCCAGCGUCCACCAAACUCAAGGCUGUCUUGGUUCUGUAGCCCAGGACUUGUGGGUUGGAUGCGGGUGUCCUGGUGGGUCUCGUGAAGCCCGUAAGACAGAGCUUCCCUGCCACUGCUGUAGGAGAAUUUCUGGCUCUCUGAUGGGACAAGUGGUUGGGCCCCAUCAAGGAUGAUGCCACCUGGAACCGGCUGCAUGGCCACUGUUUACGUUCUUCUGGGAAGUUCCCUAAGAUGGCUCCUUCCACACAGCCUGGUUGCCCUUGCCAAUGUUAGGUCCUUCAAGAUCUUUGCAUCAAAAGUCUGUUGAAGAAGAAAAUCCAUGGUACCACCAUGAAGGCGGCUGCUCUGAAGCGGCCACAAAUAGAACUCAGCUGGCCAGUGGCAGAGGACAUCAACGCCGUGCACAAGGCCCACGGUUCAGUCCUCCAGUGUCUUUGGGUGCUGGGAUUUUGGGUAGUGUGGGUGGAGAAGGAUCUGUGCUUGGGGCUUUGGGGAGCGGCCACCAGCCAGGUUGGGUGAUCCUGGGCAAGAUGGUCCAUCUCCUGACAGUCCACGUUCCUGCUGUCUUUGGGGUGAUGUUGUGGGUUCAGAGUCCCUUGUCUCAAUAAAACAGUUGAUCUUUU
Podarcis muralis (Common wall lizard) is the source of this 1556-nucleotide messenger RNA. Its product is annotated as complexin-3-like. Gene Ontology annotation, biological process: synaptic vesicle exocytosis; regulation of neurotransmitter secretion; neurotransmitter transport. NCBI's taxonomy places the organism in Eukaryota, Metazoa, Chordata, Lepidosauria, Squamata, Lacertidae. Gene Ontology annotation, molecular function: syntaxin binding. Gene Ontology annotation, cellular component: terminal bouton; SNARE complex. The record is from RefSeq and is a predicted model, not a curated record.